AUGGUAAGUGGACUUUUUGCCGAUAAAAAGAGAUCAUUUGUUGGCCGCUUGCAACGUUUUGAACAACUCGAGCAGAGAGAGAUAAACCAAAAGUAUCCGGACUUGGCUUACCUAUAUUCGAUUGGAAAGUCGGUUCUAGGCAGAGAAUUACCGGUAAUAACCAUUUCUCACAACGCUCGAUACGAAAACCCUAGUAAACCAAACUUCAAAUACGUUGCUAAUAUGCACGGAAAUGAGGUGACCGGCAGAGAGCUUUUACUUAACCUUGUUCAAGUGCUUUUGGAGAACUAUGGAAAAAAUGAAUUCCUGACAAGGUUAGUGAAUUCGACUAGUAUUCAUAUAAUGCCAACAAUGAAUCCAGAUGGAUAUGAAAUAUCUCAUGAGGGUGAUGUUCAGGGAAUAAAGGGCCGAAUAAAUGCUAAUUUUGUCGACUUAAAUCGGGACUUCCCGCAAAGGUUGCACGCUAAAGAAGCUCAUCCACAACCUGAAACAGUAGCAGUCAUGAAUUGGACAAGGACAAUACCAUUUGUGUUGUCUGCGAACCUUCACGACGGAUCGGUUCUGGUGAAUUACCCGUAUGACGACGGCAACACAAAUAAUUUGGUAUCUCAUACACCAGACCAUGAAAUAUUUGUUAGACUUGCUUACUCAUAUGCUCGGUCUCAUGCGUAUAUGUGGAAAAAGGGUCCGCGAUGUUUCCCAGGAUUUGGCGGAGAGCCGGUCACCGGAGUCAUUAACGGAGCUGAAUGGUACCCAGUUCCAGGAAGUAUGCAAGAUUGGAAUUACGUCAGCGCUGAAUGCUUUGAACUGACUAUCGAAAUGAACUGCCAAAAGUUUUCAUUCGCAAAAGAUUUGAAAGGUCUCUGGGAUGACAACAAAUACGCAUUGAUUGACUAUAUAACUCAGGUGCACAAGUCGUUAAGUGGUUACGUUAAAGAUGCCAGUACUGGUUCAGGAAUUGAGAACGUAGAAAUCAGAAUAGAAGAAGGAGGGAAAGUAAUUCAUUCACGAAAAUACGGGGCGUAUUUUCGCCUGCUUAAUCCCGGGACUUACCAUGUCACCUUUGCUCAUCCGUCGUACAAUACGGUGCGACGUCAAUUUACAAUCACUUCUCAGGUACCAUACAAGAGAAUGAACGUCUCAAUGGAGCCGAAGGUUGCUGGUUUUACAGACGUCGACGCCAAUCUUCUGAGAGAAAACCUUGUGGGUUAUCAGUCUACGGCUAGUCCCCCAUCCUCCCUAAUGACGCUUCUAAUUGUUAUUCUGUACGCUUUCAUCGCCGAUCUUUCAUUUGCAAUGAAAUAUUUAGCUGACAAACCAUUCAGAAUUUCUUCGAUUUUAUUUUGA
Molecule: messenger RNA, 1347 nt
Organism: Enterobius vermicularis (human pinworm)
Lineage: Eukaryota; Metazoa; Nematoda; Chromadorea; Rhabditida; Oxyuridae
Source: the annotation of a GenBank genome assembly